Molecule: messenger RNA, 474 nt
Organism: Bipolaris maydis ATCC 48331
Lineage: Eukaryota; Fungi; Ascomycota; Dothideomycetes; Pleosporales; Pleosporaceae
Source: RefSeq, a predicted model, not a curated record
AUGCGUUCGGCCGCUACCUGGUCGAUCAACCGUGUGCGCGGACCCGGGGUCAGACUUGGAAGUCUAGGUCACAUUUCCGGCCCUAACCGGCCCGAGCCUCAACGUGCAGCACGUCCCAGGGCUAUCCUGGAGAAAAGAAUUCAGUGCGUCACAGCGACUAUUGUGGUUGGAGUGCUCACUAUCCAAGUUUCCCUGGACCAUGCCCCCGAAUCUAACUCUGAAACGUACCCUGGAGUGACGGCCUCCUGGCUCCGUCUAGUACCACCUCACGCUUCCUUUCAUGGCCAGCACCAGGGCGAUGCUGUGGGGGCACAGCCGGCACGGCAACUUACACCGCGCAGCUUUUGGCCUGUUUCACGCGCCAAAUGCGCCACGACUCGCGUGGGUCUGGCACAGGCACAGGUAAUCCCAGACUCGUGGUCAUCGUCGUCACACUGUUGCCAGUAUUCUGGAGGCGCCACGCGACAGCACUAG